AUGGACAAUACUGGUGAGGCAAAAUUACUGUUGUUUGAUUCAAUUUGCUCUGAGAUUAUUGAGGAGUCUGCCCCAUCAGUUCUUGGUGGCUCAAUUGAUGAAAUCAUAGACCCAGAAAAUUUGCCUUAUCCUGUGAUAAAUCUUCUUGGAAAGGCUUAUCUCUUUCUGGUGAAUGUUGAGAAAGCAAACAUAUGGGAUGGUAAAGACACCUAUAAGGUCUCGAAAGUCCUCUUGAAAGAUGGCCUAAUCGAAGAACAACUGUUGGAGAAUUCAUUUGAGAACGUCAAUGCAGCGUCUAUUUUAUCUGGUGACCAGGGACCUUUCAUGUUAGAAAACAGUCCGGAUAUUACCGACUCUAUUACUCCAUCUUCCAAGCGUGUUUAUCCUGCUAAUGGAGGGAUUUCUGAUCAAAACUCAACUUCCAAAAAGUUUUGUAUUGAACCAAUAGACGUAGAAAAGUCUAAUCCAGAAUUUGGAGUUGUAGGACUUCAUGAAAAAGCUGAAGGAUCAAACGACAAAGAUUGGGUUGGAAAACAGAAGGGUGUCUAUAAUGGAAAUGUUGUGGACAACUCAGUCAUUUGA
Camelina sativa (false flax) is the source of this 582-nucleotide messenger RNA. RefSeq lists its product as uncharacterized. Lineage: Eukaryota; Viridiplantae; Streptophyta; Magnoliopsida; Brassicales; Brassicaceae. The record is from RefSeq and is a predicted model, not a curated record.